AGUGAUAUAAGAAACGGAAUACUAUCUACUUCAGUAAACUUGUGUUUUGAAAGUAAUAUAUAACGAAAAACUGAAGAAGUUGUAAACGAGUAGGGAAUAUGGUAGCGAAAAUAACGUUUUGUGCAAUUUAAUGGAUUAUAUGUGACAUGAUUCAUUCAUCAUCUGAUGUUAUGGGAGUGUGAUUUUUGCAAAGUGUGUAGUUCAUAAAUAGAUGUAUUUCUUCGAAAAAAUAUCAAAAAUUAUGGAAAUUAAUUUAAAGAUAAAAGUAUGGGCGCUUCUUUUAUUAAGCACAAUAAAGACUGUGAAUCUACAGAUUUUUGAUUGCCCGACUGACUGGUUCACGUCCAAUAAUAUCUGCUAUAAGUUUGUUUUUGAUCCCAAAGAAACAUACGAACAAGCCCGAGGACAGUGCUCGAUGCUUGGCACAAGUUUAUUGUCCGUGAAAUCCAGGACUGAACAUGAUUUCAUUGACGGCUGGUUACGAAAUAAUGAUUAUUUUAGGAACACGUGGUUUACGACUGGUCAGCGAAGUCGAGAGAAUCCCUCCAUGUACGCGUGGGACGGGGACUUUACUAACAAUCGUAUCCCCCUAGACAUGCAGUUCUGGCUCCCCAACGACCAGACCCACUUCACCCCCACCGCCCGGCAGGAGGACGUCAUUGUCUACAAGUUUGAUGGAAUUUCAUAUGCUUGGACAGUUGGUAGCAAAUUAGAUAAAAUGUCCUAUGUUUGUGAAAUAAGUCAAACAGAAGCGUACAAACUUACACAAGAAAAACGAGGGUUUGACUAUGGUGUUCCUUACAAUGAGAUGGACAAUGUCAGGAAAGGCCCAAAACUGGAGUUACAACCUGAAGACCUGUCCAUCAUUGGUCGGUCAAAGUUUGUCACCAUAGAAACGGUUGCUAUAGGAACACCACAACCAACAUAUGAAUGGAAACGAUUUCGUGGUUCCAAUUCCACCGUCAAUUCCAUGGAAGAUGCUGAAACAAUAUCUUCAAAAACGGAGUCCCGUUAUACGCUGACCAAUGGAAAAUUUACGAUAGAAAAUCCUGAUGAAAAUUCGGAUGCAGGGAUUUAUCAAUGUUUAGUGGAGAAUGAAGUGGGAAAAGUUCUCAGUAAUCCCGUCAAAAUCACUUUUGGAUUUUUGGGAGAAUUUUCAAAUGUCAAAGAUGCUGAUGUAAACGCCAACAUGUACGAUGGAGCAGUGAUGCAGUGCAGCAAUAUUGCAUUUAAACCAGCUGUCGUGUAUAACUGGCAAAGAGAACUCAGUGGCAGGCCUAAGAACAUCAUCCGAACUAUGACGCCUUACGUGUUCAUGUCUUACAAUGGGAACCUGUACUUUUCGGAAGUGACGGAGGUGGACGCUAAUAAUUACUACUGUCAGGUGACAUUGACCAGUCUAACUAGCGAAAAAGUCAGCGAUGUCCAGUCUGUCAGCAAAACCAGUCUCCCUAUCAGACUGAAUGUAUUGGCUCAAGCUGCAAAAACUGAGUGGGGUCCAGAAAUUCAAGAUGAUUUCAUCAAUGUUUUCCCUAAACCCCCACUAAAGGGACACAAUGUUCGCAUGGAAUGCUUUGCCUAUGGCUCAUCCAAUAACUACAUAGAAAUGUGGCGUUAUUGGUGGACAAGAGAAGGAAGGCCGAUGCCUGAGAAUGCAGAAAUGUCGGAUUUUAACCGCGUGUUGAUCAUUAAAAACGCCCGCUUAGAGGAUCAGGGGAACUAUGUGUGUCAUGUCAAGCGUGGACAUCAGGCGAGAGACAGCAAGGUUAUUGCUCUGCGACUGGAAGCGGUGCCUUAUUUCAUUAUUCCUCUUGAUGACCAGCACGUAGACAAGGGUUCCCAGCUGACCUGGAGAUGUGAAGCCAUGGGUUAUCCGCAACCUGCCUACACGUGGUUUAAAAACGGAGAAAUGCUUCAGUCCGGAAACAACGCAGAUUACGUCAUUUCCGGGAACGUACUGACAAUUCCUGUUUUGGAUGAGAAGCACAAUGGAAUGUACCAAUGUGCCGCUACCAAUGUUCACGGGACGGCCAUGUCUGCUGGCCAGCUGAGGGUUUUACAUUUUGCACCGAGUCUACAAAAACACCCCGUACAAUCACACAUGGUAGGGGCCUUAAAUGGGGAGAUCAUUAUUAUUUGUAAACCAGAGGCCGCUCCCUCACCAACUAUCACGUGGACUAAGAACAAUGUAAACCUUGUACCAGAUGGCACCAGGGUUAAAAUGAUGCCUAAUGGUAACCUACAGAUAAAGGACCUCACCUACGGGGACGCCGGAUUCUACACGUGCGUGGCCGAUAAUGGAAUUCAACCACCGGCUAAAAGCACAGGACAACUGGUUGUACAGUCGGCUACUGUGAUCACUAAUCCCCCCGUAACUGAUCCCGUUGUUGUUAACAGGACAACUUUUAUCCCCUGUAAGGCCUCUUAUGAUAUGAACCUUGACCUAGUCUACAUGUGGAACUUCAAUGGGAAACUUAUUGAUUUUGAGAGAGAAUUCCAUUACAGAUUGGACACCAGUCCAACCCAUUCAGGACUCAAUAUCAUCAUGACACAGUUUAAGCAUGCGGGGACUUACGAAUGUAUUGCCAAAACAACUCUAAACCAAGAUGCUAGGUCAACAAUGCUGGCAGUAUAUGGUCCUCCUGGAGAACCUGCCGGUGUGGUGGGGGUGGACGGGUCAGCCACGGAGACCACCAUUCAGUUGAUCUUCUUCCCAGGAGCGGAGCACGGUAGCCGCGUCUCUCAUUUUGUAGUCGAGAGGGAAAUAGAACACGAAAAAGGAUGGAAAUUGAUAGGUCAACAUUUCCCAGAACCAUUUACGAUUAUCCCUGGUGCCGUCGGUAUGCAGAGUGACAUGCGGCAGAUAAAGAUAGAAGGACUGCAUCCUGGAAAUGGUUAUAGGUUUAGGGUUGCGGGCGUCAACCAGUACGGAGUCGGCACAUGGAGCGUAGCUUCACCAUUUAUUGAAACCGACAUUGCGGCGCCAGACGUGGCCGUCGAUGCGGAGUACAUAGUAGGAGGGAAUGGCAGUGUGGGGGAUCUCAGCAUCAUCUGGAAGAGAAUGGAGCCUGAGUUCCACGGAGCCCCGGGCUUUGGUUACAUCGUGUACUGGAGAAGAUACAAACCCGAAAGCAUCUACGACUCUCUAUGGCGCAAAUCGGGGCCAUUCCAAGAUUGGACCAAAGAGAGAAUGACUGUACAAGUCGGCGAGGACAACUACUAUUUAGAGUACGAGAUUAAAAUUCAGGUGUAUAACUCUGAAGGAAAGGGACCUAACUCCACCGAGGCAGUGGUGUACUCUGCGGAAGGAAUGCCUAUAGCUGCUCCUCAGGGAUUAUACUGUGAUGCCUAUAACUCCACCGCUAUGUUAGUUACCUGGGAACCUGUGGAAGACACCCGAGAGACCAUGAAAGGCAGAGUGUGGGGAUAUCAAGUUAAUUACUGGUUAGAUGGGGAUGACGAGCCUGUGUAUAAACGUUACAUCCGGUAUCAGGGCCAGAUCUCGGAGGCCGUGGCUAUAGGACUGUUCCCGGACACUAACUUUUGGUUUGAGGUACAGGUGUUCAAUACAGCUGGUCUGGGACCCCUCAGCGAAAAAUUCAUCCAGGAAACGCUUCACGAAGUACCUAAGCUUUACCCCCAGGAGGUAUACGUCCAUUCUCUCAGUUCUUCCAGUGUCCGAGUCACGUGGAGAGGAAUCAGUACCACAAGGGAGGAGGAGACCUUAUCUGGGUACAUGGUGUAUUUCUGGAAAGCCAACGAUCAUUUUAGAAAUGCCGAACAGUAUGAGACUGCCAAAUUCGCCAUUCAGCACGAUAUUUAUGGAAUUCAGAAAGGCGUGGUUUAUGCCGUAAGAGUAGCGGGGUGCAGCGACGGUGGGGAGGGGCGAAAGUCCCCCACAGUGUACUUUACUUUAGGAGGAAUGAUUCGUCUGGAUAACACCACUACUAGUUUGAAGUACGAGGGAAUUGAUAGCUUCGGACAUCAACUCAAACAGUCUCAAACCAGUGUCCUUUUUAUGACUCUAUUCGCCUUAUUAACAUCGUUCUUGAUUACCGUCUGCUAAUCCUCACGCGGGAUUACCCUUUUCAUGUGCAAAUAUCCGCCAGAAAUUCUAUAUCAAGUGCAUAUGUUUUACCUUUCGUGUUCAUCAUCAUUGAGUGCUGAAUGUCUAUAACAUUUUUUUUUAUUGAUGUAUGUAAUGAAGUGUGUGAGCGGUCCAUUUCUAUAAGGUAUUCACCCAGAGAGCUUGUUUUGAAAUAAGGGAGAAGUUUGAGUUUAAUUUUGUGCAAGUCGGAAAAGGUUAUUCAUCGGUCAAUACAUCCAUAAUAGACACAAAAAUUGACGUAUAAGUCUAGGGUAUAAAUUUCCUAGUUUAUUCAACUUUCUUAUCAGGAAAGGUGCGUUACUUUAAAAAAAAUCAAGCCAGACUUUAAAAAUUUCUUGUGAUUCAGUAAGAUAUAUAUUGGAUUUCACUUUUGUAAUAAUAAAAAAAAAUCGGAUUUUUUUCUUGCAGUUGUUAACACUAAAGUGUUAUACUUUGAUAGGAUUUUGAUUCAGUUAAAGUGUUUUAAAAGUUCCUUUUCAGUUCUUUUUCUUUUUCCUAUAUCUCUGGAUAAAUGGUCAUUGAAUGGUUUGAACGACAUGUAUGUAUGCGGGGAGAUUGGUUUAGACUGUGUUUGUAAUAUGUAUAGGAGUUUUAUAC
Saccostrea cuccullata (small rock oyster) is the source of this 4705-nucleotide messenger RNA. RefSeq names its product contactin-like. The coding region runs from base 212 to 4066 and encodes 1284 amino acids. Gene Ontology annotation, cellular component: plasma membrane; axon. The transcript has 27 exons. Gene Ontology annotation, biological process: cell-cell adhesion; axon guidance. Lineage: Eukaryota; Metazoa; Mollusca; Bivalvia; Ostreida; Ostreidae. Gene Ontology annotation, molecular function: protein binding. The record is from RefSeq and is a predicted model, not a curated record.